CGGCUCUGGGCUGGCAGCGCCGUGCGCGCGCGGCCGUCCGAGUGGGGCACGGCUCGGAGCCGUGGGAGCGCGCCGGUGGGUCCGUGGUCUAACUUUGUCUCCAUCAUAGCGUAGGUCUCCGGGAGCGCGAUCGGACACCCCGGAUGCACAGGAUCUGAGGCUUCUGAAUCCUCCAAGGACCAGCUAAAAGUAUGAGAAAUCACCAAGGUUUCAUGGAGCCCACCGCACUGCCUGCCCUGAGAAAUGCUGGAAGCUGGGUGCAGCCCCAGGCCCGAGGACCUGUUUUUCCUGUUUCCUGAAGAAUUCCCUGCUUCCUGGUCCAGGCCUCUAUAUUCAUGAAUGAGGAACCUGAACAGGCUCUGAGCAUCCUGACUGUGAAACCCAGGGCUGGCCAGAAGCAGACUGGUGGACUGCAUCUGGCCCUCAGGAUGUAGUGCGCCUACCCUGUUGUGACGUUUUAGAGGGCAAUGGCCACAGGCCCAGGGCACUGGAACAACAGCACCAUCAAUGACACCUGGAAUGGGGACGAGCUAGGCUACAAGUGCCGCUUCAAUGAGGACUUCAAGUACGUGCUGCUGCCUGUGUCCUAUGGCGUGGUGUGCGUGCUCGGGCUGUGUCUGAACGCCGUGGCGCUCUACAUCUUCCUGUGCCGCCUCAAGACCUGGAACGCGUCCACCACAUACAUGUUCCACCUGGCCAUGUCUGAUGCGCUGUACGCAGCCUCCCUGCCGCUGCUGGUCUAUUACUAUGCCCGCGGGGACCACUGGCCCUUCAGCACAGUGCUCUGCAAGCUGGUGCGCUUCCUCUUCUACACCAACCUUUACUGCAGCAUCCUCUUCCUCACGUGCAUCAGCGUGCACCGAUGCCUGGGGGUCCUGCGCCCGCUGCGCUCUCUGCGCUGGGGCCGGGCCCGCUACGCCCGCCGGGUGGCAGCUGCCGUGUGGGUGCUGGUGCUGGCCUGCCAGUCACCCGUGCUCUACUUCGUCACCACCAGCGUGCGUGGCGGCCGCAUCACCUGCCACGACACCUCAGCACCCGAGCUCUUCAGCCAGUUUGUGGCCUACAGCUCUGUCAUGCUGGGCCUGCUCUUCGCCGUGCCCUUUGCCAUCAUCCUGGUCUGCUACGUGCUUAUGGCUCGGCGGCUGCUGAAGCCAGCCUAUGGAACCUCGGGAGGCCUGCCGCGGGCCAAGCGCAAGUCGGUGCGCACCAUUGCCGUGGUGCUGGCUGUCUUCGCCCUCUGCUUCCUGCCUUUCCAUGUCACCCGCACCCUCUACUACUCCUUCCGCUCCCUGGACCUCAGCUGCCACACCCUCAAUGCCAUCAACAUGGCUUACAAGAUCACCCGGCCUCUGGCCAGUGCCAACAGUUGCCUUGACCCCGUACUCUACUUCCUGGCUGGGCAGAGGCUUGUGCGCUUUGCCCGGGAUGCCAAGCCACCCACAGACCCCACUCCUACUGCCCCAGCUCGCCGCAGACAGGGACUGCACAGGUUGGACAGAACUGACAUCAAGAGGGCAAAAGAUGUGUCGACCAGCAGUGAGGACUCUAGGCGGACAGAGUCCACGCCAGCUGGUGGUGAGAACACUAAGGACAUCCGGCUUUAGGGCCCGAACCCAUUGGGCCUGUGCAAGUUAAUAUGGGGGAGGGGAGCCGGGAGACUGUGGGGACUAGGAUUUCUUCAACUGGGAUAGUCUCCCUAGAUAUGACCCAUUAGUGACUCACGCCUGAUGGUCAAGGGAGCCAUACUUCAAUGCUCUGUCAUUUGGCAGAAUGCUCUCUGUAGUCCAGAGAUCUUAACAGUCCCUACAACCCCAGGCACUAUUUGUAUGCGUGAGUUGGGGAAUAAGGCUUCAUGAAAGGCAAGGGUAAGGAGCCAAUGUGGCCCCUGGCCUGACUCCCGCGUAACUGGCUGGCUCUGCCUGGCAAGGUAUCUAGGCUGGAGCCCAGCCUGAUCAAGUCAAAUGGAGAAACAGGCCCGGAGAGGAAAGUGACUUCCCAAGGUCAUAUAGUCUUGGCCUGAGCUACCCGGGAGGGGUGGGGUUUCGUUUGAUCAGAGCACCCUGGUAAGGAGCCAAGCUGAGCCAGAGCUUCCCACAGAGGGGCCGAGGGCAGGUCUGGAUGCCACAGUGGACAUGCCUCUGAGGAGCAUCCUCAUCCCAAGAGAUGAAUGUAACAUCUGGGGACUGAUGUCAUAAACCCACCGGGGGCUUCCCUGGUUUGGGAGCCAGUUCGAGGCUGUAACUUCUA
This is a messenger RNA of Suricata suricatta (meerkat), 2247 nucleotides long. RefSeq names its product purinergic receptor P2Y2 (gene P2RY2). The transcript is spliced from 5 exons. NCBI's taxonomy places the organism in Eukaryota, Metazoa, Chordata, Mammalia, Carnivora, Herpestidae. The record is from RefSeq and is a predicted model, not a curated record. Gene Ontology annotation, biological process: blood vessel diameter maintenance; positive regulation of mucus secretion; phospholipase C-activating G protein-coupled receptor signaling pathway. Bases 468 to 1604 code for a protein of 378 amino acids. Gene Ontology annotation, cellular component: plasma membrane. Gene Ontology annotation, molecular function: A1 adenosine receptor binding; G protein-coupled purinergic nucleotide receptor activity; G protein-coupled UTP receptor activity.